Molecule: messenger RNA, 5373 nt
Organism: Anopheles stephensi (Asian malaria mosquito)
Lineage: Eukaryota; Metazoa; Arthropoda; Insecta; Diptera; Culicidae
Product: proline-rich extensin-like protein EPR1
Exons: 12
Coding region: 395-4156 (1253 amino acids)
Cellular component (GO): cytoskeleton
Source: RefSeq, a predicted model, not a curated record
GACGGCUGUUUCGAAUCAUUUUUGAAUUCGCAGCGAACGGAAACGAACGAACCGACGGAAAACGCUCCUUCCCCGUAGUGACGAUUUAGAAACGGUUGCAUAGAACCAGUGUGUGUGUGUGCGUUUGUGUGAUAGUGUUUUCGAACUAGAGCUAGAAGGGUGUGAUAAAUAGAUAAAAACAUUGUGAUAAAAGCACUCGAAGUGCAACAACGAAGCGAGAACGAGUAUAUACAUAUUGAGAAACUCCCCAGCCACGAAUUAACGCACCCAAUCAAGUCUGGUUUGUGAAAUUUCGGUGCAGAAUUAGUGCUGUUUUUUUAAACGUAAGGAAGGUAGACCGUUUGUUGUUGGUUUUUUGUGAAGGACGCGUCAGGCCGUAUAGAUUCCAAGCAAGAUGGUUGUACUAGCCAGUACGAAAACGAAACAUCUGUCAUCGACCACAACCACCACCACCUACCGGCAAAAGAGCACUACCAUCAAGAAGCGGUACCGUGAUUCGUAUCGCGUGAUGGGUGGGUUUGAGCAGCGUCCCUGGACACCGACGAAGCGGCGGGGCCCGAUCGCGGCAGAACACCGUGGCCCAGGGCCACAAUAUCUUCUACCACAACUACUCGGUACGAAAGUGGUAGACUCGAAACGGCAAGCCGCACCCGCCUACAGCUUCGGCCAGCGACACAAACCACGCACGGAAUCGUUCAGUCCGGGCCCCCUCUACAACAUCACCGGGCUUGGCUGCAAGGGCAAGGAUGCACCGCCGGCCUACUGUUUGCAGAGCCGUCCGAAGGAGAUCCCCAAAUAUCUCACGCCAGCGCCCGGUGAAUACAACAUCGAAAAGGCGGACAAAAUGUUGGUGAAAUCGGCGCCGAAGUAUACGUUCGGUGUGAAAAAGCCACCGAAUCCGACCAGCCAAACACCAGCUCCCGGAGACUAUAAGCCGGAACGGGUGACGUUAGAUAGCACUCCGAAGUUUUCGUUUGGCAUCAAGACCGAAAGCAAAAUACGCAACGACACGCCAGCACCCGGUACCUAUUCGCCGGAGAAAGUAUUGAAAGACAAAUCACCGAAGUACAGCUUCGGAUUGAAGGUGAUACCGGAAAAGAUUGAAGAGACGCCUGCACCCGGAGCUUACCAGCCAGAAAAGGCACUAGCGCUGGAUAAGAAACCGGCCUACAGCUUUGGGCUGAAGACGAUCAUGGAGAAGCCGAACAACACUCCAGCACCUGGAGCAUACGAGCCUGAAAAGGUAAAGAUAAACAACACGCCAUCGUACAGCUUCGGCAUCCGGCCCGCAAUCGAGAAGCCCAACUCUAACCCUGCACCGGGCGCUUACGAGCCGGAAAAGGCCAAGAAGCUGAUCGAUCACUCACCUGCAUUUGCAUUCGGCAUGCGCAUCAAUCAUGACAAACCGAACAACACGCCCGGUCCGUCUGCGUACCAGGUGGAGAAGGUGAAUCUAGACCAUCAACCGGCCUACAGCUUUGGAAUGCGCACGAACGUCUCGAAACCGAACGUAACGCCCGCGCCGGGUGCUUACUGCCCCGAGAAGGCGAACCUAGACUCGACGCCGAAGUAUAGCUUCGGCAUUCGACCGACAAUCGAUAAACCGGACAAUAUACCCGCUCCCGGAGCGUACUCUCCCGAGAAGGCCAAAGUAGAUAGUAGCCCGGCGUACAGCUUCGGUGUGCGCUCGAAGCCAGAGAAACCAAGUGCCAAUCCUGGUCCGGGUGCGUAUGACGCGGAUAAGGCGGUGGAUGGAAAGUCACCGGCGUACUCGUUUGGACUGCGACCGGAUGUUGCAAAACCGAACAAUAUACCCGGGCCGGGCGCGUACAAUGCUGAUCGUGUCGACCAUGCUACACCGUCGUAUUCGUUCGGUGUUAAGACACACACGGAUAAGGUGGAGCGAAUCCCGGGACCGGGUGCGUAUGACGCAGACAAGUCGUUGGAUAAAUCUUCCCCAGCAUACUCGUUCGGGGUGAAAACGAACGUACAGAAGCCAAGUUUAGUGCCUGGACCGGGUGCUUACGAUGCGGAUAAACACGACCAUUCGUCACCGUCGUACUCGUUCGGUGUGAAGACCCACGUAGAAAAGCCUAGUGCGAUCCCUGGACCGGGUGCGUACGACGCGGAAAAGGUAGAUAAGUCCUCACCGGCGUACUCGUUCGGUGCCAGGACAAACGUGGAGAAACCGAGCGUAGUCCCCGGGCCUGGAGCUUACGAUUCGGACAAAGUGAAUGAUAAGUCUACACCAGCGUACUCCUUCGGAGUAAAGCACAACGUGGAGAAACCGAGCGUAGUCCCCGGACCUGGAGCGUACGAUUCGGACAAAGUGAAUGAUAAGUCUACCCCAGCUUACUCUUUCGGAGUAAAGCACAACGUAGAGAAGCCGAGUGCUAUUCCUGGUCCUGGCGCUUACGAUGCGGACAAGACAAUUGACAAAUCAUCUCCUGCUUACUCCUUCGGAGUAAAGCAUAGCGUAGAGAAACCGAGUGUAGUCCCAGGACCUGGAGCGUACGAUUCGGAUAAAGUGAACGAUAAAACUACCCCUGCGUACUCCUUCGGAGUAAAGCAUAACGUAGAAAAACCAAGUGCGAUUCCCGGCCCUGGCGCCUACGAUGCGGAUAAAGUGAUCGACAAGUCUUCCCCAGCAUACUCCUUCGGAGUAAAGCACAGCGUGGAGAAGCCGAGUGCGAUCCCGGGUCCAGGAGCGUACGAUGCGGAUAAAAUGAAUGAUAAAACAACUCCGGCGUACUCCUUCGGAGUAAAACACAGCGUGGAAAAGCCGAGCGCUAUUCCUGGCCCUGGAGCGUACGAUUCGGACAAAGUGAUCGACAAGUCUUCCCCAGCAUACUCGUUCGGUGUUAAAACGAACGUAGAGAAGCCCAGUAUUAUCCCCGGACCGGGUGCAUACGAUGCAGAUAAAGUGAUCGACAAAUCCUCCCCGGCGUACUCGUUCGGAGUUAAAACGAGCGUCGAAAAACCAAGCAUUAUUCCUGGCCCCGGAGCGUACGAUGCGGACAAAGUGAUCGAUAAGUCUUCCCCGGCGUACUCGUUCGGAGUUAAGCCACACAUCGAAAAGCCCAACAUUAUUCCCGGACCGGGUGCGUACGACGCGGAUAAGGUCGUGGAUAAGUGUUGUCCAGCGUACUCGUUCGGUAUUAGGACCAAUGUAGAAAAGCCUAGCACCAUCCCAGGUCCCGGAGCGUACGAUACCGACAAGGUACAGGAUUCGCAUACACCGGCCUACACGUUCGGUGUGAAGCCUCAGACGACGAAGGUGAAUCCUACGCCGGCGCCAGGUACAUACUCCCCAGAGAAGUAUGUGAUCCACCAUCCAGCUUUUACGUUCGGGGUGAAGCCACAUAUCGAUAAGAUCGAUAUUAUCCCAGCUCCUGGCGCAUACAAUCCGGAAGCAGUAAAGCUAGACAACAGUCCAGCUUACACGUUUGGCGUGAAGUCGGUGAUUGAUAAGGUCGAUAUGACCCCGGCACCGGGCACGUAUUCGGUGGAGAAAGUGAAGCUUGAUCAUUCGCCGGCGUAUCCGUUUGGAAUAAAGGUGAACCGAGAGAAGCCGAAUGAUGUACCAGCUCCUGGAGCCUACAAUCCAGAUAAGGUGAAGCUGGACCACUCUCCAGCGUACAGUUUCGGUAUUAAGCAUAAAGGUGAAACACUUCGCGAUACACCGGCACCAUCGGCCUAUCAACCGGAAAAGUGUAAAACUGACUGUGCCCCAGCAUUCAGCUUCGGCGUGAAGGUAAAUCACGAAACGAUCACUCACGACGGUCCAGUUGUGGUGCUGAGUGAUGAAUCGGCAGCUGCAGUGGCUGCUUCGUUGAAAACGUUGAAGCUCAGCAACGGUACCUCGACGGUUGCCAACCGUAGUAGCGAAUCGAGGAACGUCUCCAACACCGCCAGCUCCAGCACGGUACAGAAUGGACAGGGUGGUGAAAACACGUUCACGACCGUCACCACCACGAGAACAUCGGGCGGUUCGAUGAAGGUGGUACGCGAGCGGAAGACAACGACCGAGGAACGGUCGUCGGCAAGCGUUGAGGCGAUCGGUGAAGGACUGGUCCCGAACUGCAUUGCAGGCGUGAAGCAGCUUGCCAACGUGCAGCAUCAGCGUAUGGUGUGCACCGGGCACUUCAGGGCCUAGAGAAGAGGUCCGCCCAUAGACAGAUAGCGGAUGUCCUGCAUCUCUGGACGCCCCUGGACGCCUCCUGUUACUGUAGUCGUUUGUCGGUGCAGUUAGUUUAGUAGUGUUGCUCGUGUUACGAUAGUUUGUUUGAAUGGCAGCGUAGUACUUGUACUUUGCUUUCGUUUUGUGUUCCUAAUCGCUUUCGCUGCUACCCAUUUACGACCUGCACCUUCCUGUGUUGGUCUAGUUCUCAAACCCACCCUACUGGCUUAUUGUGUGUGUGUGGCGAGAGGAAGCGAUCCUCCAGGGUCUUUAGAUGAUGCGCUAUUUGAAGCACCUGGAUCGUGAUUUGUCUUCGUUCUCUAUUUCUUUCUCUGUCUCUCUCCGAAUUUUUGAUCCUGAUGCUGAUGUAUGUCUGAACGAACAAAAUCCCCCCCCCCCCAAAUCGUGCCAGCUCCAAACGAAUACCACAUCCCGAAUGUGCUCGGUUCGAGCAAGGAAGGGCCGAUCCGUUCGGCGCCAGCCUACACAAUCACCGGCCGACAGAAGCAAACUCUUCCUGAGUGCAUUGGGUUCCCCGGUCCCGGUCACUACGAUGCGAAGAUCGAUCCGCUGGUAAGACGGGCCCCGAUGUUCUCGAUGGCAACCCGGUUCCGGCGACCGACGGACGAAGCGCUCAAGCCCGGACCGGCCGCACACUAUCCGGAAAAGGUAGGCAACCGGCUUCGGUUUGACGACGACGUCGGUGGAGUCUCGUUAUUUAUCUGCUCUGUCUGUGCUUUCCCUUCUUUCAUUGGGGUUCAUGUGAAAAAACUGGGAUUUUGUUUUUGUUUUCUCUGUACCAUUCUCAUGAUUUUGUUGAAUUUUGAACGUUUAUUGCCACCAGGGUUUGAAUCUGUUCCAAAGAGUUCCUGCCUAUUCCUUUUCCAUUCGGCACUCCAACUAUCUGGCACAGAAGGCUCCCAGAUAUGUGAACAGCUUGAAACCAUGCUUCUGGACAUGAAGAUGCGUCAUCGUUGAAGCAUUGUAAUUAUAAUCAUACUCUUUUUUUCCUCCCCCGGUACGUAUCUCUCGUGCGGGGUUCUGUUUUUCCGCGUGUGUCAUCCUCUUCGUUCGCUCAUCGACGUUCACGCCUCACAAUCACAAUGCACCACCUACUUAGAUAAACCUCGGCCACGUACCAGCGUACAGCUUUGGCAUCAAGCAUUCGGAAUAUUUGGGCGAUUUUCCGGAAC